Messenger RNA from Beta vulgaris subsp. vulgaris (sugar beet), 1022 nucleotides. RefSeq names its product U4/U6 small nuclear ribonucleoprotein Prp31 homolog. The record is from RefSeq and is a predicted model, not a curated record. The transcript is spliced from 2 exons. Lineage: Eukaryota; Viridiplantae; Streptophyta; Magnoliopsida; Caryophyllales; Amaranthaceae. Bases 118 to 891 code for a protein of 257 amino acids. Gene Ontology annotation, biological process: mRNA splicing, via spliceosome; spliceosomal tri-snRNP complex assembly. Gene Ontology annotation, cellular component: U4 snRNP; precatalytic spliceosome; U4/U6 x U5 tri-snRNP complex.
UCAUAAUUCAUAUCUCUCGUAGUUGUAUAAGAAAACCGUACUAGAGUUGUCGCUGGAAAAAUAAAGGAAAACUUUGCUUCUUCAAUAAGUUGCAGAGGUCUGUACGUCUGUUUAACAAUGGCGAUUGACGACGACAUCGAUGGUUUUGGAAGCGAGUAUGACGAUGAUUUCUCUGCACUCUCUAGAUCACCAUGUUACCCUGACAUUGUCCAGAAAGUUGAAGAGUUGCUUGAGGUUUCUUUGGCGGUGGAAGAUGAAUAUCAGCUUAUUUCUGAUUGCAUUCAUCUAUUGUUCGAAAUUGAAGAUAAAGUUAUUGAUUAUGUUUCUGGCAUUAAGAAGGCUGAUUUUGAGGUCAUCAAGGAAUCCAAUGAUCAAGUGCUUGGUCUUGUUACAUUGAGGAAGAGGCUCCUUGAUUUUGUGGAUUCCAAAAUGGUGUAUCUUGCACCAAAUUUGUCUGCUGUCGUUGGAACAACUGUUGCAGCAAAGCUCAUGGCCACAUCCGGAGGAUUGGGGUUAUUAGGAAAGAUGACGACAUGUAAUGUUCAACUUCUGGGAUUCCACAGGAGAAAUCUGAAUGAACUUUCCACCCAACUUAGAGUUGGCUAUCUACAGGAGUCUCAAAUAAUCCAAGGCUUUUCCUCGGCUUUAAAAAUGGGUGCCUAUCUUGUGCUUGCUGCCGCCUGUACUACUGCUGCGCGCAUUGAUUUUAUGGGAAAAGACCCUAGUGGGAAUAUUGGAAAGCAUCUGCAAGAAGCUGUUAGGAAAAAGAUUAAGAGAUAUUGUGGGGCGGAAGCAGAACCUACUCAGAAUGUUUCAAAUACAUCUUCUUCACAAGCUAAAGAUAGCAGAGUUGGGGGGAUAUUGAAAAAUCUUGUCGACAGGUGUGUCUAAAUUUGUUAGAUUCAAGUACUAAGUUUCAUGUCAUUUAACUUAUUAGCAAUUAUUUGUUAGACUUAUGUCAUUUCACAAGAAAGCUUACUGUUUAAAAUCAAUAACAUUACCUGGCAAACGCCCUUUAAGAA